AGUCGUUCUUCAUUAGCAUUAGGGCCGCUGUUAUUAUGAAUUUAGGACCACAUUUACUUAGUCAUUAAUUUUCAUUUCCUUUCCACUAAUCGAUCGCAUAAUCAUUUAUAUGGCAGUCUGAUUGGCGCGGGCAAGCAGACGUGUAUGAUUCGGUACAUGAAUACGACACAAUCUGUGCAGUGUGAUAUUGCCAAUCGAUCUUGUACAUGUAGAGCGAUGAAACCGGCGACGCUUGUUGCGAGUGUCCAGGACACAGACGGCCCCUGCCUGGAGCUGAAUCCGAUGAAGCCGGCCCCGGGACCGGAUCAGCCUAAGGCGCGCUGGAUGCGCUACCCGCUGGUCAGCGGUCUGCGCGACAAAGUGCUGCUUAAGUACGGACCGGAAGUGGAGCGGCCCAGCUGCCGGCAGCGGUUGCUGCGCGCGCUGCAGUGCCCGCCGCACGGCCGUCUGGCCUACAACGCCACCAAGCUGGCCGGCGUGGCCUUCACCUGGCUGAGCGUCCUCACGCUGCUCAAGCAGCAGGCGCUGCCCGGCAGCAACUUCUGGGGACUGUGCCUGGUCAGCAUGGCCGCCAUGCUGGGCGGGGAGAUCGGGCUAAAACUGCGCUUGCCGGAAUUAUUAGGUACGAAUGCUGAUCGCUUUAUGCUGCAGAACGUCCCUCACAUCAGCGUGGCGUCGCACAUUGAUGCCGGGUGGUCGGCGGCCCUGCGCAGCAUCGCCCUGGUAAUGAUCCUGAUCCGUGCCGGCCUGGGCAUGGAUGUCGUGGUGCUGCGCCGGCUGCGACGCAGCAUCCUGCUGCUGGCCUUCCUCCCGGCCACCCUCGAGUCCCUCCUCGGCGCCGUGGCCGUCCACUGCCUGCUGGGCCUGCCGUGGUUGUGGGCCUUCGUCCUGGGCUUCCUGCUGUGCGGCGUCUCGCCGGCCGUGCUGGUGCCGGAGAUGCUGGUGCUGCAGGAGAAAGGGCUGGGCGUGGAGCGGGGCCUGCCCAUCCUGCUGAUGGCCGCCGCUUCUAUCGAGAACGUCUACGUUAUCGUCGUCAUGAGUGUGCUGGUCAGUGCCGGCUUCUCGUCCGAAGGUAUCGGCAUGCAGGUUGCCCUGGCGCCCAUCCAGAUCGCCAUCGGAGUGACCUAUGGGACCCUGGUUGGGUUGCUGGUCUGGUACUUCCCGCACGAUUGCCAUCCCCGCAAAGCGGAUUACCGCUUCGUCAUCCUGCUGACCGCCGGCAUCGUGGCGGUGUUCGGCGGGAAUGCCUUCGGUUACGCCGGCGCCGGACCGUUGGCGUGCCUGCUGAUGGCCUUUGUGGCCGGAAUUCGCUGGGCCCAUGAUGAUCCGGCGUCGCUCAAGGAGGUAUCGGGUAAAUUCGGCAUUUUAUGGAGGUAUUUUCAACCCGUCCUCUUCGGACUUAUCGGCGCGGCGGUGUCGCUGUCAAAAAUCCAAGCCGACACCAUCGGCCUGAGCAUCGCGGUAAUAUGCAUCGGCGCCAGCGUGCGCUUCCUGCUGACGCUGCUGGUGAUGUCGAUGGGCGGGGCGUUGAGCUGGAAGGAGCGGGUGUUCGCCGGUAUCGCCUGGGUGCCCAAGGCCACGGUGCAGGCGGCGCUGGGCUCCAGCGUCUACGACUACACCGUCCUGGCGCUAGCCGGGACACACUCAAUUCCCCUCGACAAGGAAUACAUGCUGUCCGUGCAGAGAAUCGGCAUUCAGAUCUUGACGACGGCGGUGCUGUGCAUCGUCCUGACGGCGCCACUCGGGGCGCUGGGCAUCACGCUGACCCAGACGCGGCUGCUGCAGCCGGGACCGGGGUCCGCUCCGACGCCGGCGGAGCAGGAUGUGGAGAGCCAGUUCAGCGCCGAGUUCCCGCGGAAAGCCAGCGACCAGAGCGUCGCGUUGGACCAUAAAGAUUCCGCUACGCAGACGGUCCACGGGACGGCAGGCGAGUGGACGCGGGAGAAGCAGGAGCCGCGCAGCAGGAGCUGACCUAUACGCCAAUCGUAUUAACUAUCGAUAUCAUAGGGCUCUCUGUCUAUUUGUGCUGAGUUCUGCAGUAAAUUAUGAUUGUCACUUCGAUGCUCACACAGUCACACUUAAUGGUUAUUUUCACUUUGUGCAUGGAUCGUGAUAGAAAGU
Paramacrobiotus metropolitanus is the source of this 2121-nucleotide messenger RNA. RefSeq names its product sodium/hydrogen exchanger 9B2-like. The record is from RefSeq and is a predicted model, not a curated record. Lineage: Eukaryota; Metazoa; Tardigrada; Eutardigrada; Parachela; Macrobiotidae. Gene Ontology annotation, biological process: proton transmembrane transport. Gene Ontology annotation, cellular component: membrane. Gene Ontology annotation, molecular function: antiporter activity. Bases 145 to 1971 code for a protein of 608 amino acids. The transcript is spliced from 7 exons.